Messenger RNA from Ornithodoros turicata, 3639 nucleotides. RefSeq names its product integrator complex subunit 2-like (gene IntS2). Gene Ontology annotation, cellular component: integrator complex. Lineage: Eukaryota; Metazoa; Arthropoda; Arachnida; Ixodida; Argasidae. The record is from RefSeq and is a predicted model, not a curated record. Bases 80 to 3538 code for a protein of 1152 amino acids. Gene Ontology annotation, biological process: snRNA 3'-end processing. The transcript has 21 exons.
GUCAUCUGCGUCGGAUUUGGUCGAUUUGGUGCUCGCCGGCAGGUAUUUUUGAGCUGCCGGUUAUUAUGGUGAUGUCAAAAUGUUGAAGAUCACUAGUAAUGAACGUGAAAGGGUAUCAGUAACACCCAGGGCUUAUGAUGCAAUUCAGAAAGUAGACGUGGAUAACUUGUCUGCUCUUCCUGAAUGGGAACUGAGACCGCUUUUGCCAUGUCUGGUACGCAUGGCGUUGUGCUCACCGCUGGAUCAGCGAAAGGAAUGGUCCCAGAAAAAGAAAACCGUGCUGAAAAUAUUAUCCGGAAUUGAGCUAGUGAACUCUCUAGUUGCACUGCUGUCUAUAGAUUUUCAUGCAUUAGAAAUAGACGUGAAGAAAGAGCAACAGUUGCGAAUAAAACUUGGGGUCCAUCCCGGAGACAGUAUUCUAGCAUCAUCCCUUCAAAAUUCUUUGGCCCUUGAGUUUGAAAGGAGCGACGCAGCUAGAAAACUUCGUCUGGUGCUGAGCGAGUUACUCUCGUUCAUUGCACAGACCAAAGACAGCCGCACAGAACUUGGUGUGAAGUCCUCAGACCUUUUUGACAAUAAUGUCUACUUGGAUGAAGUGUCGGAUGUGAUGUGCAUUGCUCAUGCAGAGUUGCCAGGGAUACUGCAUAUCCAAGACAUUGCUGAGACUCUAAUACACCUGAAAAAUGGUCCGUUCUUGUUGUGUCGCCUCAUUGCAAAUGCGCCAGACAGUUUCUCUGAAGUUUGUCUCUCCUUAAUAUCGAAUGGUGAGAAGCAAGAUGAGGAUACGUCGUGGGGAUGCAUUCGUAUGCAAGCAUUGCAUCUUCUCUGCCAGAUGAACCCACACCAGGCUCUUGUGAUACGAGCUAAGGCUGUUGAGAUGUGCCGCAUGCCAGGACUGUCGGUGCUCUUGACAUUGUCUCACUGUAACGGGGAUGCAUCCGACAUUGGUGGACCUUCUUCCGGAGACCUGGUGGCAUUUGUCAGCGGCAUUUUGUUGGGAAGUGACGACAAAGUUCGCACUUGGUUUGCACAGUACGUCCGGAACUGUCAAAAGAAAGGGGAAUCCGGUAAAGAUACAACGCUACAGGCUCUGCGGGAUGAACUUCUGCAACGACUGCAGCGCCUGCUCAACUUCAGCUCCAAGGAACAAGAUCUGGCUGACUCUAGGGUGGUGCAAGCCAACUCCCUGCUCCGGCUAUUCUGCGCCCUCAGGGGCAUCGCAGGGCUGAAGUUCACGGAAGAAGAAAUCGUAGUGCUGGUGCGUCUUCUUACAUCUCACCCGCCACCCAGUCCCGCGGGUAUACGCUUUGUCUCUCUGGGGCUGUGCAUGCUCCUGGCAUGCCCUUCGCUCGUGUUGGACCACGAGAAACAAGUCAUCCAGUGGAUCCAGUGGCUCAUGGAAGAGGAGAGCUAUUUUGGACGGACUAGUGGUGUGCACGCAUCUUUUGGAGAGAUGCUUCUGCUCAUUGCCAUUCACUUUCAUGGAAAUCAGGUUGCCCCUAUUACUGAGCUUGUCUGUUCCACGCUGGGGAUGAAGAUCCCCAUUCGCCAGAACAGCCUUUCGAAGAUGAAGAACAUCUUCACUCAGGAGCUAUUCACUGAUCAGGUCGUCACGGCGCAUGCAGUGAAGGUGGCGGUGACACCAAACUUGAGUUCCAACACUAUUGGAUUCCUUCCAGUGCACUGUAUCUACCAGCUCUUGAAAAGCAGAGCCUUCACAAAAUACAAGGUCAGAAUUAAAGACUGGGUGUAUAAGCAGAUAUGCGCAAGCAUUCCACCUCUGCAUCCCAUAUUGCCAGCCUUGGUCGAAGUGUACGUCAACUCCGUAAUAGUGCCCAGCUCUAAAGGCUCUCACGACACCACGAACGAGCCUUUGACCGAGGAUGAAAUUUCUGUUGUCUUUGGCAAUUCGCUGCAAAAUGGGGACACCUCUACAAAGCAGGCUUCGACAUCAUCAGGCCUUCCAACAUUGGGUGAUGACUGCAGCAACCAAAUGGCUCCUCAGCUGCUACUGCUUUAUUACUUACUUCUGUAUGAAGAUACACGACUUAACAACAUGAAGGCUAUUGUGGCAUCUGGGCGAAAGGUGAAACGCUACAGUGGUGAUUUUCUAGCUCAGCUGCCGAUGCGGUAUCUGGUAGUGACUGCCCAACGCGACGAGCGCUUCGCAGGACUGUUCCCUCCCCUCUUACGUCUUUUGGCUACCCACUACCCGCAACUGUGCAUGGUUGAUGACUGGCUGCGUGGAGAGAGUGGGGCGUCGGUCACGUCUCUACCUCGUCAACGAUUUGGACCUCGGCUGGGUCCUCGUGUGCCCUCUAACGUUCAAAGCUUGGCUCAAGCCUUCUGCAGCCUGCACAUGUGCCCCAUCGACAUGAUGUCGCAGCUUGACCGUUUGAACACGUUGCCUCUUCAUCAACUCUGGCCUUACGCUCGGCCACUCGUAACAAAUCUGCCUUUACUUCUUCAAGAGGGAACCCCUAGACAGGUAAUAGAACGUGCGAAACAGGUGUGGUGGCGGCUCAAUGAAGUGUUCCCACGGCGCUUGUGGGUCAUGACGGCAAAUGCCUUGAGGCCUCCGAAACACGCCCAGCUUCGUCCUCUUUGCCUCGAUGAUCUAGUCAUGGACCCGCUGCAUGUACUGCGGUGCGAUACUAGGGUGUUCCGGUGCGCACCACUGCUGGAACUGGUGCUGCACAUGCUGCACGCUUUCUUGGCAGCGUCACGUACUCACCUCAACCACCACCUCCUGGAGCACCCGGUGGUCACAGAUAAGGGUGACGCUGCGGACAAGGACAGGGAAGAGCUGAGGGUGGCACUCGUUGCCGUUCAAGAGAGCGCAGCUGUGCAGAUCCUGCUAGAAUGCUGUCUUGCCACGGACACAGAGAAGAUGAAAGAUAGCGGAUUCCUGACUGACCUGCGAGAAAUCCAGACCCUCAUAUGCACUCACCUCCACCAAGUGUUCAUAGGGGACCCUAACUUGGUCAGGCUGGUGCAUUUUCAGGGCUAUCCAAGUGAACUGCUUCCAGUUUCUGUGUCUUUAAUACCCUCGAUGCACAUCUGCUUGGAUUUUAUCCCCGAGCUGUUGAGUCAGCCACAGCUUGAGAAACAGGUGUUUGCCAUAGAACUUGCCUCUUAUCUGUGUCUGCAGUACUCCAUUGCGAAGUCGCUCAGCAUUGCAAGACUGUGUGUUAAUGUCACACACACACUGUUGGGAGUGUUGCCAGGCUACCAGAGGCCACUACUCUUUCUCCCCUCACUACCAGCACUAGUACGAAUGUGCAAGGCUUUCCCUCCACUGUCCGAGGACGUGUCCAUACUACUGCUGCAGUUGGGCCGGGUCUGUCUCUCCCAGGAAUGCACCGCGGCGCCCCCUCAACUCGGAUUCUCUGCCAACCAAUUGGACAAGUGUGGCGGGAACGCCGAGAUCAAAUCUGUGCUCGAACGACUUCCAACCAAUAGCGCCCUCUGCAGGGCCAUCCAAAAGUCUUUCGCAGACCUUUGUGAUAGCGCUGUCCUGAAUAGGGCAAUCUAUUAGGGCUUCUGAAACUAUUGCUAGUAAUGUGUCAUUGUAAAUACAGAAAUCAUGUUGAGUCAGAUAUCAUCAAAUAAUUGUACAUAAAUUUCAUGGAAUCGUGU